Phaeodactylum tricornutum CCAP 1055/1 is the source of this 204-nucleotide messenger RNA. RefSeq lists its product with no specific name. The annotation marks the transcript as partial. The record is from RefSeq and is a predicted model, not a curated record. The transcript has a single exon. Lineage: Eukaryota; Bacillariophyta; Bacillariophyceae; Surirellales; Neidiaceae.
AAAAAGCCAAAAGACAUGCCUAAACGUCCGUUAAGUGCGUACAACUUGUUCUUCCAAGAAGAGCGAAACCGUCUCAUUAAUUCCGACAAAGCUGGGGUUGGAUUUGAAAACAUGGCUAAAACGAUAGCCGCUAAAUGGCGGAGUUUGGACGUCGACGCUAAGGCUCCUUACGAGGAAAAGGCGACCGUCAACAAGCAGCAAUAU